CGUUAAUAUCUGUCAACUAUUAUAAAAUAGGCCGCCCAUAGUCAUUGCUAUACAUAUGGCAUUAUAAAUUCUUGGACCUUAUUAAUUCAUUGAGGAACCAUUCAUUUAGUUACUAAAGCAUGGGUAAAACCAGGCGAUGACGUUGCUGCUGGUGACUGCACUCCAACUGGAUUUACAUGUAAGAACGUCCCGUGAUUGGCGAAAUAAGGAGGUAGUAUUGGAAUUCUACAUCGAUCGCUUCUUCCAUCAAUUUUAACUCAUUUGAGGCAAUUCAUGCAACAGUAUAUAAAAUCAUUCAUGCGGAGGCUGCAAUUACAAGAUAAUCUACCCUAACUAGAACAAUUGUCAUAACCCUUGACCAGUAACUUCGCCACCGUUAUCACACCUAGUCGCUUCGUUUGACCAAUCGGGGAUUCAUCAGCUAUUAACUGGUAUGCUGUUUCGGCAGCACUCUUUGACCCGAGUUUGUGUUUCUUCAAACAUUGAGUCAUUAUUAUUGAGUUUGGCAAGGCAAGUUUUCGCGUAAUUCGACCUGUGAAUUGUAUGAGUGAGGAGUUACUGACUGCACUUGCAUUUACACGGGGGCUUUGUAGACGAAUUUUGAAAUGGCACUGGCUCGAAACAAGAGUUACGUCCAUACACCUAACAACCAGUCAUUUAUUGGAUUGACGAUGCAUGAGCUGCUUCAGGAGAGAGUAGAGAAACAUCCUGACAGAGAAAUGCAUGUGUUUGUUGAUGACAAUGAACGAAUCACCUUUACAGAGUAUAAAAGGAAGGUUAUUGAUCUUGCGGCUGGAUUUUUAAAUCUUGGGUUUUGUAAAGGAGACUGUAUAGCUGUCCUGGGCUAUAACCACAUGGAAUGGCCUUUGAUUGCCGGAGCAUCCCGAGCCAUUGGAGUAAUUAUGGUGUGCUUACAGAUUGGCAACACACCUAAAACAUUAAAAGAAAUGAUGCGAAAGACAUCCUGUAAGGCACUUUUUAUAACUCGCAGUCCUGAAACCCUUUACUCAGAUGUAUGUACAAUGAUACCGGAACUAAGUACUAGUAGUACUGUAAACGACCUACACUCAAGUGACAUUCCAACAUUAAAAAUGGUCAUAGCUGCCGGUGCCAACCACCAGAGUGGAACGAUGUCUUUUGAUUGUAUAUCUAUUCAUGGAUGUGAGGAGAAAGUUUGCAGAGAAGCUCGUAAGCUCACAAUUGAUGACAUUAGUCAUAUGUGUAUGACAUCGGGUUCUACUGGAAUACCAAAGCUAACGCCAUUUUCACAUUUUCAAGCGAUAAAUGGAAAGCAGUUAUUGAAAACAGAUUUUGAGAAUCAGGUUAACAAAUUUGCCUGUUCAGGCAACAUAGCAUACAGUCAAGAUAUUCAGUUUAGUCAGGUUGCUCCUCUGGUCAUAGGAUCCACAUCUGUAUAUACAUCACCGAUCUACUCUUAUGAGAAAUUUGUACAGGGUGUUGAAAUUGAAAGGUGUACAUUUUUCAGUUUAAUGAUUAAUGGUAUCAUUGAUUUAGCCUACAACCCUAUUAACGAAAAGUAUGAUUUAUCGUCGUUGAAAGCAGGCACUUGCGGAGGUUCACUUAUUCCUGAGGCUGUUGUCACUCACUUGUGGAAAAAACGGGGCAUUCGUACGCUUAUUGAUUACGGAACAACCGAGAUAAAUACCGCAUGCUGUUUACAACUAGACGACAAGCCAGAAACGUAUGCAACAGUUGGUAAACCGAUGCCGAGCGUCGAGGUUCAAAUCGUUAAUGAAAAUGGAAUUACUUUAGAAGUUGGUAAAACAGGUGAAAUCUGGGUCCGAAGUCCAGUGGCUUUCAACGGGUACUAUGAUGAUAUCAAGAAAACAAAAGAGGCAGUAACCAAAGAUGGUUGGUACCGGACAGGGGAUCUCGGUACACUUAACUCCGAAGGAUAUCUAACUGUAGUUGGAAGAAUUAAGGAUUUAAUAAUUUGUAAUGGUAUAAAUAUACAUCCGUCGGUGGUAGAAAUUGUACUUACAAGUCAUCCAUCAGUCAACAAAGCUAAGGUUGUUGGCAUACCUGACUACAGAGUGGGAGAAGACGUAUGUGCAUGUAUAAUAUUACAUGGGUGUACAACUGUUAAUGAAGAGGACAUACUUAAGUACUGUGUAGAGAAGGUAAUAAACAUAUUGCGUUUAUAUAAUGAUCAAACGUACGAAAAAGAAUUAAAUUAAACUUUUAAGCAUGGUUCCAGAGGAAAUUUUGUUUUGAUUGUUGUAGAACUGUUUCUAGGACACGUAAGGCAUAUUUUACAAAAAAAAAACAAAAAAAACAAAAAAAAAAAACAAAAAAAUUGAAGGCUGUUAAUGAGAUUUUUUAAUAUUAAAAAAAUUGGGGCAAAAGGUUAAAACAAGGUUGGUUGGUCCCCAGGUUUUUAAAUAUUAACAAAUCUGUAUCUCAUUAACUGAGUUUUUUGUCAAACAUGCUUUUUAUAUCUUAGAUAGAAAAUCAGUUUUACAGCAUAUCAAACCAAAGAAUGUCCUCCGGAGCGAGUCUGCUUUAAAUAUAUGAGGCUGUUACCUUAGAUAGCCUGCAGCUGUACAGAAAAAAAAAAUCAGAAGACGUUUACAAUGGCAAGAUUCACUGUGACGAAGCUCGAUGUAUUACAGAAACUACAAAAACACGACUUGUCCAAGUACUGGCCUUCUCCAGUUAACUUUAACAGAAUUAACGCUUUCAAAAUUUAGCUGACGUAAAAUGCUGAGAAUCCCAUGGACGGCAAAAAUGUGUACUCCAGAAAAUUGAACCGAAAAAAAAAAAAAAAAAAAAAAAAAAACGGGCUAAAAUACACUUUCAGGCUCUUGGUUAACUCGGUAGACUCACAUAGACAGACGACAAGGUAACACCUUUUGUAAAAGUUCUCAAGCAAUGUAAAAUAGAUGGCUCUAAAGACGGAGGCGUCGUAGGGGCAGGUGUAUCAACAGGUUGACAUCUUUAAGUGGCCAACCACACUAUUAAUAGUGCGGACUGACACAAGCGACGUACAGUCUGCCAUAAAACCUAAACUUAAACUUAAGCUCAAACAUGAUGAUGACAUAAACAAAUAAUUAUAUCUAAAUAUGUGUUAUUAUCGGUUUACCUUGCCUAUGAUCACUACAAGCAUUCGAUAUCAUUAUAAUAACAUGAUUGAUUAUUGUAUUUUUGUAUAAUUAUUUUUAUUGGCUUUUUACAUUUCACUGUACAUUUUUUUUUUUCGAAGAUGUACCCACUAUUUUGUUUUAGCCUUUAACCCACGGUUUCGCCUUCAAUACUAUUUUUUGUGUCAAAAUAAACCAAAAAUAAAUGAAUAUAUAACCUUUAGUCAUAAUUCAAUCAUUCAUUCAAUCAGCUAACCAAUCAAUCAUUCAUUCAAGCAACCGAUCAAUCAAUCAAUCAAGUAAUCAAUCAAUCACAUUCAUUCAAUCAAUCAGUCGAUCAAUUGACCGAUCGACUGACCGUCACAGCCAAUCAGGUUUCAGACCUGGACAUUCCACCCUUAUAGCAGUACCACUACUCAAAACUCAUAGUUUUCCAGCAUUGAUAAAGGGCAUUUUGUGGGAACCGUCUUUAAUUCAUUGAUUUCAAAAAAGCAUUUGACCUGGUUACCACGACAUCUUCCUUAAUAAACUCCCCAAUUACUUACAAUUUUUUUCCCCGCCAUCCAACUACUUAAUCUUUGCAUUCAUGAAGGACCGCCUCCAGCGUGUUUCCAUCAACUCAAAUAAAUCAACACCUCUCCCUGUUGCCUUAUAGGUAUACCACAAGGAUCUCUCGUCGGCCCCCUCUUAGCUACUCUUUUUAUUAACGACCUUCAUGUUUUUAUUCCAAUUCCAAUACCGCUAUGUAUGCAGAGGAUACUAUAAAUUAUUAUUCAGACCACUCACUCAACACUAUUCAAAAUUCAUUUAAACAAGACCAUCACUGCAUAAAUGGCUUUAUCACAACAGAAUUCUCAUUAACAGAUAAACUAUGUCAAUGCUCAUUGAAACUACACACAAAUUAAAUAACAACCCAUCAUUAGAUCUUUCCUUCGGCAAUUAUCUCACCGGUCAAGUUACUAUGUACAAACAUCUGGGUCUUACCGUGUACAAUGUACUCUCAUGGAAACCACGUGGAAGUCACCUCCGUUCCAAAAUUGGUCAUGCUGUUUCUGUGCUUUCCGGAACCAGAAAAUUCAUCAACACUUUGACUUCCAUUCUCCUAUGCAACUCAAUUUCUCCCUCAUAUUAACCAUGGAGGUAUAUAUUAACUAAUCUGAUGUAAUGCGUGGGACUACAGCUCUGUUUCCACCAUCAUAUGCACCACACUCAAACAAUUAAAUGUCAAGGGUGCAUUACUUGGUUGCCUCCUUCAGAGCGGCCGUCGGCACUGCUCCGGGCUACCUGCAUGCUCUCUUUAUCCAUUGUUCCUGUGCGUAACAUCAUUAGCAGAUCCUUCACCUGGGGUCUUUAUUCACUCCCACGUCAUCUUACCGAGCUUUUUAAGAAUAGUUUCAGUUAUAAUAGUACCAACAUUUUUAAAAUUCAAUAUCAGGAACACGGUUUCAUACUCUGCUUUCAAACGUAAUAGAAAUAUAGAUAGGGUUAAUAUUAAUAAGCUAUUUAAAAUGUCGAGGAUUAGCCAAACUAAAGGACACAAAUUUAAGGUCUCUAAGCCGAAAUUUAAACUAAAUGUUAGAAAAUCUUCAUAUGUAGUUAGAGUAGUGAACGAUUGGAAUCAAUUACCAAAUCAGAAUGUAGGUAAGAAUGGCCCCGGAAAAAAUGGCCCCAGAAAAA
Anneissia japonica is the source of this 4778-nucleotide messenger RNA. Its product is annotated as medium-chain acyl-CoA ligase ACSF2, mitochondrial-like. The coding region runs from base 606 to 2198 and encodes 530 amino acids. Gene Ontology annotation, biological process: fatty acid metabolic process. Lineage: Eukaryota; Metazoa; Echinodermata; Crinoidea; Comatulida; Comatulidae. The record is from RefSeq and is a predicted model, not a curated record. Gene Ontology annotation, molecular function: medium-chain fatty acid-CoA ligase activity. The transcript is spliced from 20 exons.